Messenger RNA from Hypoxylon trugodes, 1459 nucleotides. RefSeq names its product putative Fe-containing alcohol dehydrogenase. The coding region runs from base 144 to 1361 and encodes 405 amino acids. Gene Ontology annotation, cellular component: mitochondrion. The record is from RefSeq and is a predicted model, not a curated record. NCBI's taxonomy places the organism in Eukaryota, Fungi, Ascomycota, Sordariomycetes, Xylariales, Hypoxylaceae. The transcript has 3 exons. Gene Ontology annotation, molecular function: metal ion binding; alcohol dehydrogenase (NAD+) activity.
ACCAAUGCUCUGAUGUAUAUACUUUAUAGUAUUCUUUUAAAAGCCUGGCUACGUCCCUGGAAGUAUACGAGAAUCUGUUCACUUCACUACUAUCUUGUUACUUUUGUUAUACCCUGUACACGGAACAUUUAGCACUGUCUAGCAUGUCCGAGACAUUUGGACCGGCUUUCGCGGGUCGGGACCGACCGCUUCUAAGCUACGGGUCGCCAUUCGCCGAUUCACUUCUUAAGCAUGCGGAUGAUACUUUCCAUGCGUCUAGGAUUUAUGUUAUUUGCUCUAGGUCCCUAGCGAAUAACACGGCAUACUACGAUGGGCUUAAACGGGCCUUGGGUAGUAAAUUCGCUGGUGUCAGGAUUGGCAUGAAGCCCCAUUCUCUUUGGUCCGAGAUACUUGAAAUUGUGGCCGGCACAAAGAAUUGUGGUGCGGAUUUGAUCGUUACACUAGGCGCAGGGAGUCUCACAGAUGCGGCCAAGAUGGUAUCAUUUGCGCUGGCGAAUGAUGUGUCGACUCAUGCUGAGCUGGACACCCUCUGUCCUACGAGCUCGCGGAAGCGUGACGGCAUUGAGUCAUCGAAGGUUCCGGUUGUUUGCAUUCCUACGUCGCUAUCGGGUGGCGAAUACUCCCCAUUUGCAGGCGCCACAAACGACGAAACAGGACAGAAAUUCUCCUUUUCGGGAGCCUUGCAGGGACCCGCCUUGAUCAUCCUCGACCCGGAGCUCACUACGACAACCCCUGAGAAAGUUUGGCUGAGUACCGGCGUUAAGGCUGUAGAUCAUUGCGUGGAAACGCUUUGCUCUCUGAAGAGUGAUGACGAUGCAGACCGAGACGCUAAAAACGGGUUAGCUAAACUGAUACCCGGUCUGAUAAAAAGCAAACAAAACCCCAAGGAUCUCGAGGCGAGGCUAGAAUGCCAAUUGGGGGCUCGAGAUGCUAUGAGCGCAUCUAGUAGAGGUGUGCCAUUAGGAGCGAGUCACGGUAUUGGUCAUCAGCUAGGACCAGCGGGCGUAGGUCACGGCGAGACCAGCUGCAUUCUUAACCCUGCUGUAUGCAAAUACAACUACAAGAAGGGCGCCAACGUUGAGCGACAAAACGCUAUUAUCAAGCUCCUCUGGGAAGACCCCAAAGCUCGGGAAAUAUUCAGCCAGAGGGGUUUAAAAAGAGAGAUAGCUGAUCUUGGUGACCUGAUGGACGCUAUCAUCCGUACCCUUGAUAUGCCGCGGACGCUGAAAGAGUUUGGUAUCGGAGAAGACAAGCUCGAAAACAUUGCUGAACAUAGUCUAAAGGACCGAUGGGUUAAAAGCAACCCAGCCCCCCUAGAUAAAGAGGGUGUGCUUGAGAUACUGCGUAUGGUACUCGGGUGAUCUAUGUUCAUAAUCUGCAUUACUUAUUCCAAGGCAAGAUACUGUAUCAUAGUAUUAGUAAAGCAAAUAAACCCCCAAAGUUCCUCGCUCCAUGCUCA